AAUGUUGAAGAUGUCCUCCAUAUCUGCCCAGGGAGUGGUUGAGCGUGCCUCGGCCGAACUAUCGAAACGCAUCAACGGCCUUGGGCUGCGGUCGAAACACCAUCAUGGCAGCAGUGGCGGUAGCAAAUCCGGCGAGAAAGCGAGCGUAAUGGAGCGCGUCACGAACGUGCUGUGUGGGGGCAGUAGCUCCAGCAACUCCAACAGCAACAAUGCCGGCAACCUUACCAUACAAACCGCAGGCCAGUCACAGUCCGGGGGUGGUGGUGUUGGUGGUGUUGGAGUAGGCGGAGGUAGUGGUCAUGCUCCGGAAAAACCGUCCCGUGUUUCCAACACUUCCGGUGGUGCAAACAGCACCGGAGGUAAGGGUGGUGGAUCGAUGAUGGGCAUGGGUUCGGGGACCGGAGGUGGCAAGUCACAGUCAAACACGCCUCAAUCGUUGAGAAAGAUUGGCCAACACCAUCCGCACGGUAGCGGGCUAAACCACCAUCAUCUCGGUAGUGCGGGAAAGAUGGGACAGGCUCAGCUGGUACUGCCACAGAUCCUGACGAUUGAGCAGCUGCUACAGGACGAACGAUUCUUGGCCCGGUUUUUCCUAUACUUUACGUCAUACGAGCGCUGCACGCUGGCACAGGUGUGUCAGAAGUGGCGUGAUUUGCUGUACAGAAGCCCACGCUACUGGAGCGGACUGGUGCCGGUACUGCAGUGUCGAGAGUUGCGCCAGACUACCAACCAGGAUCGGGUGAAGCUGUACAACUCGCUCAUCCGGCGCAGCUUUCAUGCCGUGUGUUUGAUGGGCGCGACCGAUGAGGAUGCGCUGGAUCUGGUACACUCCUUCCCGCUCGCUUCGAAACACGUCCAUUCGCUGAGCCUGCGUUGUUCCUCCAUCAGUGAUCGGGGUCUCGAGGCGCUGCUUGAUCAUCUACAGUCACUGUUCGAGCUGGAGCUGGCUGGAUGUAAUGAGAUUACCGAGGCUGGACUGUGGGCAUGCCUGACGCCAAGGAUAGUGUCACUUUCGCUGGCGGACUGCAUCAAUGUGGCCGACGAAGCGGUCGGAGCGGUCGCACAACUGUUGCCUUCACUGUACGAAUUUUCGCUGCAGGCCUACCACGUGACAGACGCAGCGUUAGGUUACUUUUCACCGAAGCAAAGCCACAGUCUCAGCAUUCUACGGUUGCAAUCCUGCUGGGAGCUUACCAACCAUGGUGUCGUCAAUAUAGUACACUCUCUGCCACAUUUGACCGUACUGUCGCUGUCGGGCUGCAGCAAGGUGACGGAUGACGGCGUGGAGCUGAUUGCGGAAAAUCUCCAGAAGCUACGAGCGCUCGAUCUGUCCUGGUGCCCACGGAUAACGGAUGCUGCCCUCGAGUACAUUGCCUGUGAUCUGAACCAGCUGGAGGAGCUAACACUCGAUCGCUGCGUUCACAUCACCGACAUCGGUGUCGGGUACAUCUCCACCAUGCUCUCACUGUCCGCCCUGUUCCUGCGCUGGUGCACACAAAUCCGUGACUUCGGACUCCAGCACCUUUGCUCAAUGCGUAACCUGCAGGUGCUGUCGCUGGCCGGCUGUCCCCUGCUCACCUCGUCCGGUCUGUCCAGCCUCAUCCAGCUGCGCCACCUACAGGAACUGGAGCUGACCAACUGUCCCGGCGCGUCACAGGAGCUGUUCGGGUACCUUCGCGAACAUUUGCCCCGCUGUCUGCUGAUCGAAUAAUCCCAUUCCGGUACCUCCAGUGCUCACACGCUCGCU
This is a messenger RNA of Anopheles maculipalpis, 1747 nucleotides long. Its product is annotated as F-box/LRR-repeat protein 16. The record is from RefSeq and is a predicted model, not a curated record. Lineage: Eukaryota; Metazoa; Arthropoda; Insecta; Diptera; Culicidae. Gene Ontology annotation, biological process: SCF-dependent proteasomal ubiquitin-dependent protein catabolic process. The transcript is spliced from 5 exons. Bases 2 to 1711 code for a protein of 569 amino acids. Gene Ontology annotation, cellular component: SCF ubiquitin ligase complex. Gene Ontology annotation, molecular function: protein binding.